Thalassophryne amazonica is the source of this 6898-nucleotide messenger RNA. RefSeq names its product zinc finger protein 184. Gene Ontology annotation, biological process: regulation of transcription by RNA polymerase II. The record is from RefSeq and is a predicted model, not a curated record. Gene Ontology annotation, molecular function: RNA polymerase II cis-regulatory region sequence-specific DNA binding; DNA-binding transcription factor activity, RNA polymerase II-specific. Lineage: Eukaryota; Metazoa; Chordata; Actinopteri; Batrachoidiformes; Batrachoididae. Bases 280 to 3783 code for a protein of 1167 amino acids. The transcript is spliced from 3 exons.
UCACUUGCUGUGUACGCUCGCAAUUUUUUAAGUAAUUUUUUUUUUUUUUUUUUUUGGCGUUGCUGUUUGCGUGGAUGUUGCGUGGCUUGCUACUUCAAACUACCCAGAAAAGGACAAAAAAAGUAGCUUCACACCAACAUUUCAGCUUCGACAUAAAUACACAGCUGUAGAAAGUUCCGAACAGAAAGUGACGGCGUGUUAGCUGUUAGCUAACCCCGUGUGCAGCUGUAGCUGCAUGGCUAACGUCACGCUGAGGCCAGUCUCUCCCAGGCUCUUGGUAUGGGAAGCAGAAUGUCGUUUGGCAGUGGAAGCGGUGACCAAAAUGCAGUCUCUGAAUUAACGUCUGUGGUAUCCCAUCCUGUUCCCUACAUCCCUAACAAUCAUGUUCCUGUCAACUGCCAACAGAUAACUGAAGACGACACUGGAUGCAGUGAAUAUGACCUCGAGGUGAGGCGGGGUGAGGGUCAUGGAGUGCAUCAUACAGGACUGAACCAGUCUGCACGUGAGUCACACUUACCAGGAAGAAUAGAUUCUGAAGGUCUCACGAAUUCUGAAGUGGCCAAUGAAGAAAAUUGUCAACAGAGUGAUGGUGCAGCAUCAGAAGUCAUCAUGCAAGGAAAAUCUCAAGUCUCAGCCAGCCUGUGCAGCUAUUCAUUGCAAACUACUGGACAGUCAGCAAAGGUUCGCCGAAAACCUGGCCACCCUCGAAAAAGAAAAAUAUUCACUAAGAACAUACUAGUUCCAGAGUCUGUUGGUCCUAAUGCAGUUCAACAUCAGGAGGACGUCACAGCAACAUCAUGUGAGGGUAUUGAGGAUUCCAUGCCAACAAGCUCAGAAAACCACUGCAGCCAUGAUGUGCCUUGGACCAGUGAUGGUCAGUUAGUCAAUCAUUUGCCUCAUAGUGAAAGAUCUGGUUAUCACUGCAUGUCUGAUAGUAGACCAGAAGUUAUUAUGUCUGUGAUGAAGAAAAGAGGAAGACCAAGAAAAGAUAAAAGCCCUGUUUCUGAAAGCAAUUUUACUGAUGAAAACAGUAGUGGUUCUACGUGGAGCCUGAGGAAAAGACAACGACCGGCUUUGACAACAGAUGAAAAGACUGAAUCUGAUGACAAAGUCACCCUCACAGCGCGCUCAGCAAGCAGUGUUAAAUCUAACUGCCAUCACAUUGAUUUGGCUGAUGAGCAAAUUCCAGCUAAAUUGUUCAAACCUGAUUUUUCUCAAGAGGCCUCCACCGUGUUGAGGAGUGACACAGGUGAUGGGGAGAAAACUGGGACAGAUAAACAAGUGAGCUUGAACUCUGAAGACCAGAUGAGCUGUAGUUCUCAUGGAACAUCUCCUGAAUGUGACCGUCCACCUCACGCUCGGAUCUCCUCUACUGUGAAAGCCGAGGAAACAGAGAUCGAACUUGAUCAUUUAAAUUCCAUGUCUCAGAUAGAUGAAGUUUUACAGAAUGACGGCAGCAUGACGGAGUGUGCAAACAGCCAGGCAAACAUUUAUGUGUUCACCAGAGGCAAGGAGAGGAGGAGACAUGCUUUGUUGCCAAGAGAGCAUCUUCCACCGCCAAACGAGCCCACUGAAGGCAACAGCAAUGUACAGCCAACGGCAGACAGCAAUACGCAACAAACAGCGGACAGCGACGUGCAACAAACGGCGGACAGAGACACGCAACAAACUGUGGAUGACGAUGCACCGAAAACAGUGGACAUUGAUGCACAGCAAACAGACGGCAACGCACAGCAAACAGCGGACGGAGAUGCUCAGCAAACGCUAGCUGAUACUAAAGAAGAGGACAACACAAAUCCAAUCUACACUAAACGAGGCGGGAAAACUUUGUUGAAAUGUGGUUUCUGUGGUCGUGUAUGCAAAUUUCUUUCUCAGUUCAUUAUCCAUCAACGCAUUCAUACGGGCGAAAAGCCUUUUAAAUGCCUUGAAUGUGGGAGAUGUUUUAGCAAAAAUUCUAACUUAAAUCUUCAUCUCAAAGUACACCGGAAGAACAACGCAUAUCAAACUUGCCCAUACUGCAAGAUCAGAUUCUCCUAUUGUGAGUAUUCUUCUCAUAUUAAAACACACGCUCAUGAACUUCACAAAGAAAGUGAGAAGGACAAAUCUCAGAGACAAGGGAGUGACAUCAGUAAGAGUGUGGAACUUGUUAAAUCGGCGGCUCCUGAAAAGAAACCGUGCAAAGUGUGCAAGUACUGCGGCAAAAUGUUCACCUUUCCGUCUGCGCUCAUCAGGCAUGAGCGUGUGCACACCGGAGAAAAGCCUUACAAAUGUGAUAUCUGUGGGAAAGCUUUUGGUCAGGCCUAUUUCCUUCGGGUUCACGAGUUGACACACUGGUCUGUGAAGCGUUACAACUGCACACGUUGUGGUAAAUCAUUCACCCAUUACAGCAAUGCAAGAAAUCAUAUAUGUAGAACGCCUGAGAUCGGUGAGGAUUGUCAGUAUAGCCGACGGCCGAAGCCUUCACUGACAUACACGUGCCACAUCUGCAAGAAUGUUUUUGGCCAGCUGCAAGAGUUCAACAACCACAUGAAAGCCCACACUGGUGCAAAGCUGUACCGGUGCGUCUGCUGUGACAAGCUUUUUGGGGUCCUGUCAGAAUUCAAAGAGCAUCAGAGGCAGUGUGCCCAGUCCAAAGGCACGGAAUCCAUCUCUGGCAUCACCGAAGAAGAGCCUGUGGCAUUAAUACAGUACACGUUACCUGCAAAGAGGUGUUCAUCAGUUUUGUCUGUCACACCACAGAAUUGCCAAACACAGAAAAAAACACCUGCUCAAACUCGCAGCAAGAAACCGUUUUCUAACUCAACUAAACCAUUUCAGCCUACGAAUAUACCACCUCAUCAUCUGUCACACUUCGUGUCGAAGCUAAACACACUCGAUAACAGGUCGGACCCCAGGAAAUAUUUCUGCCCGAGAUGUGGAAGACUGUUCCGGCACAUGGGGCGGCUCAGAGCCCACAUGCUCAGUCACCCCCGGAGUCAAAACUACACGUGCAGCUGCUGUGGUAAGAGCGUUGACAACUGGAAACAACUGUGGCGUCACCAGAGAGUGCACAGACAGCGACACGGCCGCUUCACUUGUCCUCAGUGCGGCCGAGGCUUUCGUUUCGUGGAGCCCUACAAAAGACACAUGAGCGAGCACUCAGAGGUCACGUGGAAUCAGGUGAGGCCCAGAAAAGUGUUUUUGCCUUAUCAGUGCGAACAGUGCAGAAGUCGAUUUAGAACUCUAGACUUGCUGUUCAAACACCAACUUUGUCAUGCGCCUGCACAGGACGUGCACAAGUACUCUGAUUUUGACUUGUCAGUAGAUGUUCUUGGUGUACAAACCAACAUAAUGUCGAGUCCCGCCAUCGACAACUGCAUAACAGGAAACGCUAAACCCAAGGAAAGCAACUUCAGUCCUGCUCUGUUCGUCCAAACUUGGAAUUCUCCUUUGAACAGCGUCUCAAUAAGUGCACAAACAGCUACUUCAGGGUUACCUCUGGCCCCUGUGAUUUCGUUAGUUCAAAAGCAGACAUUUGUUGUGGGUAAAACCAUCCAGCAUCCCGGUAAUGCACUUCUGAUCCAUGGUGGAGAAAACGGUCAAGACAACGAGGAGGCAAAUAAUUUUGGAAAUCUGAUACCAUCACCUUUGAGAAUGGUGAAGGAACAGGCUCAAGAUGCCAACAAAUCAAAUAAAUGUGGAGGUCCUGCAGAAGACAUCCGGUGCACUGUGUGUGGUCGCACUUAUUCAGUCAUUUCAGACCUCUAUUAUCAUUAUUUACAGCAUGCAAGAGGUCAGCUUUAGUGACCUACACGGAGUGACUGACAGAACUUUUCAGUUGUGAAUUUUUGUUCUACCUUUUUUGUUCUAACAUUUGUUCUGGAUAAAUUAUUCAAUCGUCAUAUCUGUUAUGUUUGUACAGAUACACUGAAUGUACAAAAUAAUGAGGAAACUUCUUGGGGGGUUUUGGACGUUCACAAGUUAAGCAGCUCCAGGUACAAACCAUUAUUAUGGUUUCACCUUCCUGAAUUAAAUUAACAGCUGCCAGAAUUGGGCAGAUGUGUGUGUGUGUGUGUGUGUGUGUGUGUGUGUGUGUGUGUGUGUGUGUGUGUGUGUGUGUGUGUGUGUGUGUGUGUGUGUGUGUGUGUGUGUGUGUGUAAGCACGAGUACAUGAUAAGUCAAAAACAAGUGAAUGGAUAGUGGAAAGUUGUUUUUGGAUCAAGAAAGUGUCUGUUAUAACCUGACGCUGAUCCAGAUUUGUUUGAAAGUAUCUUUAUUUCUUUAUUUAACGUUAUGGGACAAGUUUACCCUCCGUGUCUUAGUGGGUGUUUUCAAAGUCAGUUUUAUGACCUCAAAAAGAUGGAUACAUCGCCUGCAGAUACAAUUCUGAUUUCAAAUUCACACUCGAGUUUGCUUAUGAAGUCACACAAACUUGUUGACCCAAAUUUAAACCUCCGCUUUUGUUAUCUGACAGAAGCCCUAAUGUUUGGCCAUUAUUGCCUUCGAGGAGUUUCGCUGUCUGUGUGACUGUUGUAGUUAAACCUGAACCAAUCACAGAUUUUCUGAAUGGUUUUGAGUUUUGCCAACUCAGCAGUGCAGACUGAAAUUGUAGGAUCACCCCAUCUGCCUGUGCAGGGAAGGGUUCACUAGUCGAAGGUUCACUAGUCUGUGUGUGUAUUUACUCCAAAUGAAGACAAACAUUGCAAUUCAGAGUCACCCAUGAAGGUUGGAUAAUUGCCAUUUGAAUUAAAUGCCAAAGUCUUAAUUAUGAAAUAUUGUGUAUGACAUUUACAUUGUACGGUGUAUCGUUAUAAUCAGUGAAGUUAAAAACAAGGUGAUGUUUUGUUUUGUUUUUUAAUUAAAGUAACAUUCACUCUCACAUCACAGAUGAAAGAAAUGUCUUUUUAAUUGAAACAAAAAAGUAUACAGAUAAUAAUGCAGCCUACGGAAACUUGGCAUCAAAAUAUGAAACUGAACCUUCAGACUAGUGGGAUGUUCCCCCGUGCACACAAAAAUUCAAAUUACUGUAAAGAGUUUGACAAUUUUGUGGAAAGAUGGUGCUUGGGUUGGGGGAAUUAAAUUCCUUGGCUUUAGCAAAAGUCUUGGCAUGUGAGUGAAUAGAUGGAUAACUGAGUCCAUCCCCUCCAGUUUAACAUGUUUACUGAAAAGCAAUAAAUGCUUUCAUCUUCUAAGUCUCCAAAUUUAGACCAACCUGAAUAAAACAUGGUUGAGCUAUGCACCAGAUCAGUGCAAAAAAUAAGUUUGUUUUACUUAUUUAAUAUACCUUAAUGCCAGACUGCUGCCUGGACAUGUCUGGACUCACUGCAGAGGAUAAUCGUACCAUCACAUGCACGCCAGAAAUUGAGAGCAGGUUCUGCUCCUAACGUGGUUGAAGUUGCAUGUAGCUUUAAAUGGACUUAUCAGUUUCUUUAAUUUCCAAAGCCUUGGUCUGGUGGCUACCAAAAAUCCACUGCUGCUUCUUUUGAGGAACACCUGGAAAUGAUUCAAAAUCUCUUCCUUUAAUCAUUUUCUGAGCAUUUCACGAGGCAGUCUCCAUUGUAUAGUUCACAAAGAUCUUCUUUCUAUAAUUUUUGCACAACUACCAACAAAGUGAAGUUUAAAAUCUCGAUUGAAGAGGUAAUAAUUGUUGGGCGUUACUGAAUCAAUGCAGAUGUUGACGUUCUCCCAGUGCACCUAAUGGUUAAAAUUUAAGAUGGGUGGAUUUUGCUGAUGAGAAUACAGUAAUGACCCCCACUGUUUAUACAUUCAUGAGUUCUGUAUCUACAAAGAACCAGCGGUGGGACAAUGUAUUGACGUAGCUGUUGAGUAUUUGAAUAUUGCACUGUAUGUUUAUCAUUGCAAAAGGACAGUUUGAUAAAUAACCACUUAACCAUUUUGAGCCUUAUUCAUCCUUGUUGCCUUACACCUUGCUGUUCAUUUUUUUUCUUCUUUUUUUAAAAAUGUUCGAACAAACAUGCACGCACCUAUGUGGCUAUAAGUGCAGGACAAAAAUGACUGAGUGGCGGGUAACACUGAAUUUAUUUGUAAACUCUUGUAAUAUUUGUUGUUGUUUAACUCACACAAACCUCACACAGUCGUUGCUGUUUGGUGAACCAUAGCAGCAACGCAUUUUAAGAGCUGAUAGCUAUAGCUCGGUUUAGUUUGACAUUUUUUAGCUUUCAUACCACGUGAAUGUUCACCCAGUAUGCACGACCAAGUCAGUGAGCUCCUAGAUGUACGUUUGUUUUUGAAAUACUAGUCAUGUUGUCACCUAAUCCAUUAUUCUAAUUUGUGCUUUUCAGAUCAUGCAGAUCUAAUUUUCAUAGAUUCGAAAGUUUCAAUUUGAGUUUGGUCUGUAUCAUUUUCAAUUUUAAUUUUGAAUUAAUAUAAGUAUCAGCAUUUAUUGUAUGUAUGCAUUUGUAAUAUGUACCUGCUUCAGAUUAAAUGAUCUGAAUUGGCCAGAAUUCCAACCCUGGCAUAUUUAAAGUGAUGGCUGUUUUGAUUAACAUCUGUUACUAUUCACUGUUUUUGAAAAGCUGUUUUCGUGCUACAUUGUUCUUUAUUUCACACAAGCCUUUUUCUGCUCAGCAGUAAUUACAGAUAGUUAUUAAAAUGUCAGAGUAAACCAGUAAAAAAUGAAAUGCUAUGUUAAUUCAAUUAUGCCAACAAUUACAGGCUCAGCUUUAAUAUUUACAUGCUUUGAAUUAAAUGAGAUAAAACGGACAGAAUUCCAACAUUGGGAUAUUUAACGUGAUGGCUGUUAUUAUAAGCAUCUGUUACUUUUCACCAUUUUUGAAAAAAAAAAAACUUUAAUCCUACAAUUUCAAGUUUCAGUUUUGUCAACAUCACAAAGUUUCAUUUCCAAUAUGUUGUAUAUAAUUUUGUGCAUUAGCAAGAAUAAAGGUCACUUUUCUCUAUA